Pseudoliparis swirei is the source of this 400-nucleotide messenger RNA. RefSeq names its product ras-related GTP-binding protein D-like. NCBI's taxonomy places the organism in Eukaryota, Metazoa, Chordata, Actinopteri, Perciformes, Liparidae. The transcript has 3 exons. The record is from RefSeq and is a predicted model, not a curated record. Gene Ontology annotation, molecular function: GTP binding; GTPase activity. Gene Ontology annotation, biological process: regulation of autophagy; positive regulation of TOR signaling; cellular response to amino acid stimulus. Gene Ontology annotation, cellular component: nucleus; lysosome; Gtr1-Gtr2 GTPase complex. Bases 1 to 354 code for a protein of 117 amino acids.
AUGGAGCGGGUCCCUGCUGUGACCACCGUCAGGAAUGUGUGUGUGUUGGGCUUCAGCGACCCUCUGAACAGAGAGGUCAAACCUUGCAUCCUGCUGAUGGGCCUGAGGAGGAGUGGGAAGUCCUCCAUCCAGAAGGUGGUUUUCCAUAAAAUGUCGCCCAACGAGACCCUGUUCCUGGAGAGCACCAACAAGAUCUGCAGAGAGGACGUGUCCAGCAGCUCCUUCGUCAGCUUCCAGAUCUGGGACUUCCCCGGCCAGAUCGACUUCUUCGACCCCACCUUCGACUACGAGAUGAUCUUCAGGGGCACCGGAGCGCUGAUCUUCGUCAUCGACUCUCAGACCUGGCAACCCUGAGCCGGCUCGUCAUCACAUACGUCAUCAACAGGCGCCUCGACACCCG